CUGAUCCAGACGGAAGUAGGAACCAGAGAAAAAUGUUCUGACAUAAAUUUGGACAAGAUACAUUCGUUUUGGCUGGUGAACAACCUAUGUGGAGGAGACAUGGGCUACGAGGUCAACAGGUUCCAGACUGAACCUGAUGAGGAGUUGAUCUGUCCAAUUUGUAGUGGUGUCCUGGAGGAACCUUUGCAGGCACCGCAAUGUGAACAUGCCUUUUGUGGCGCUUGUAUACGCGAAUGGUUGACUCAUCAACCCACAUGUCCGGUCGACCGUAACCCUAUAACGUCCAAUCAGCUCAAGCCAGUUCCACGAAUUCUCCGCAAUCUUCUGUCUCGUUUACAAAUCAACUGUAACAAUUCGUCCUACGGCUGUACAGCUCUAGUCAAACUGGAUAUGCUGUCGUCACAUCUUCAGGAAUGUGAGCAUAACCCUAAGAAACCUGUUCACUGUGAGCUCGGUUGUGGUCUGGUGGUACCAAAAGAUGAACUCAAAGAUCACAAUUGUGUGCGAGAGUUACGGAACCUUGUACAGCAACAGCUAGACAGGAUUGGGGAGAUGCAGACAGAAAUCUCCGAUCACAAACUACAGAUCUGUGAACAAAAACGGGAACUACAGCUGCUCAAGGAAUACAUGCGGUCCAUGAGAGUGUCUAACCCGAGGAUGAGGGAAAUUCAGUCAGAAAUGGAGAAUGCAGAUGUUGUUCGGUGGGCCGCUAGUUUGCAGGCGGCCAGGGUGACUCGUUGGGGUGGCAUGAUAUCAACUCCUGACGCAGUACUCCAAGCUGUCAUCAAGCGUGCCCUGAUUGACAGUGGAUGCCCCUCACACAUCGUAAACGAGCUGAUGGAAAAUGCCCACGAACGUCGGUGGCCCAGUGGACUGAGUACAUUAGAAACACGACAGCUGAAUAGGAGACAGUAUGAAAAUUAUGUCACAAAGAGAAUUCCAGGAAAACAAGCGGUUGUGGUGAUGGCCUGCGAGAACCAACACAUGCCCGAGGAUCUCAUCAUGGAGCCGGGACUUGUAAUGAUAUUUGCUCACGGAGUGGAAUGAGUGUGGAUAGCUUCAAGUGUUCCCUUGGUCAGACCCUAACAAAAAUUCCCUUGCUGCUGGUUGCAUCAGUGAUGUCAUCAGCAAAACUGUGAAGGGUUCUUUGGAGGAUUUAUAGUGUCGAUGAACUAGUGGAUAUCUCUGACAAACUCCUGGCUUAGAGCUCAACCACUUCAAGGAUACAACUUAUUCGUAAAAGAUAUUUGGAUAAAGAAAGACUGACAUCUACAGAAGAACAGGAGAAGAUUGGAUUGUUUUGAAGAUAAUUCUGAUGAAUCAGUGGAUAUCUCCUACUGCUAUAAAUAGGAGUACUACUGGUUCACUGAAGAAGACUCGCACCAAUCAGAAAGUUCCAAUGCUUGUUACAACAAGUCCUUCACUAUCACAUAAAAGAUGUUUUUUAAAGCCCAUGUGUCUUCCAAAAUAUGACACCAUUCCAAGUUUCUUUCAUGUGAUGUGAUAUUUCAGUCCAAUUUCAAAAUUGACCAUUGUAGUUCUGAUGUCAUUCAAAUGCUUUUAACAUCAACUUAUUCCUUGGAGUGAGUGAAGUUCAAAAUAUCACCAAGCUAGUUGUGUUUCAUCUCUUGAACAGCUUACCAUCAUAGCAACCAUUCAUUUUCACUUCUGAGGAUAAUUUUUCUAAAUAUGAUAUUUUGAGUUUCCGAUAUUGUUCAUUGAUGACUCGUAUACAGAGUUCAUCUUAAACAUUCAUGUAUGUGCAGUGCACAGGUCUCUACCAACAAAAACACCCGCUGUUGUCAACAGCGAACAAGUUGGGAUGAUACACAUGGGCAGAGGAACAAAGCGGUGCUGAAUCUCACCUUAAACCUGUGUGUGUGAUAAAUUAUAUACAUAUAUUUAAUAUUGUGACCAGAAUAGGUUUUAAUUUUUAUUUAGAGACCCAAGAAAAUUUCCCUUCACAUUGCUUUCAAUCUGUUCUGUCUUGGUAUGGCUAAUUGUUUGCUGAUUUUAAGUAGGUGAACGUUGGUUUACUUUUGUCACUUUAUGAUAAAUCAUUAUGAUAAAUCAUUUAGCUUAAUUACUUGCACUAAGAGCCGGUUUUACCACAAAUGACAUCCAUCUUCAGUGACUUUCGGACACAAACAUUUUCAUUGUGGGUAAUUCUCAUUAACAGCAGUAGUUCAACUUGUGUUUUAUUUCAUGAAAUAGAAACUUUAUUGAACAGAUUUGGGAAUAACUACAUAACGGCAUAAAUCUAGAAUAUUGAUUGGCUGUUUAUUAGAGGUGCUAUUUUUAGUAUAGUCUUUGAGCUUUGUUUCACAACGGUGAAGUUUUCCUUGGCAGUGGGUUCUGUUUUUUUCUACACUGAUGUCAUUGUCUGUGAGACGGCCUUUGUCAUAAUUUAAUGUGGUCAUCUAAAACAUCUUUCUGUUUGAAGCCAAUUCUGUUGGGAGAAAAUGAGGUAACACAAAAUAUCUUUUUUCUGUUUAAAUUGGGAGCUCUUUAUAUGUACUAUAAAAACUGUUUUCAGUUUAAACUCAAUGGAAACGCCUUCAGAUGUACUAGAUAUUAAAUACAUGUAUACCAUAUAUAUAAACUUUAUUUAUUUUACAACAACUAUGAAACAAGUUAUUUCAACUUA
Molecule: messenger RNA, 2647 nt
Organism: Mizuhopecten yessoensis (Yesso scallop)
Lineage: Eukaryota; Metazoa; Mollusca; Bivalvia; Pectinida; Pectinidae
Product: E3 ubiquitin-protein ligase NRDP1-like
Exons: 8
Coding region: 100-1047 (315 amino acids)
Biological process (GO): regulation of canonical NF-kappaB signal transduction; positive regulation of JNK cascade; protein K63-linked ubiquitination
Cellular component (GO): plasma membrane signaling receptor complex
Molecular function (GO): ubiquitin protein ligase activity
Source: RefSeq, a predicted model, not a curated record